Messenger RNA from Xyrauchen texanus (razorback sucker), 1383 nucleotides. RefSeq names its product transmembrane channel-like protein 3. Gene Ontology annotation, molecular function: mechanosensitive monoatomic ion channel activity. Gene Ontology annotation, cellular component: plasma membrane. The record is from RefSeq and is a predicted model, not a curated record. Lineage: Eukaryota; Metazoa; Chordata; Actinopteri; Cypriniformes; Catostomidae.
AUGAGUGAAAUGGGAGAACCAGCAACAAUAACCAGACCUCUGAUAUCCUCCAAGCGCAACAAAAGCAUAAGGAAGAAUCCAAGAAGGAUUUAUUCCCCAUACCAGGAUGAUAAUGGAUUGCCUGAUGAUGAGGAUAAGGAGGAGAGAGUGGACAGUACUGAUCCAGAGGAGAUGUUCCAGAACAUUCAGCUACAAAAGGAAAUGAUUGCCAACAUCCGAACCAAACCCUGGCCAAUAAGAUGCAAGCUAAAAGUGCUUAAGCAGGCCAGAGAUAUUGUUCUGCAGAAUGAAGGCAGACUGACCAGGACGCGUGGUUACCAAGCAGCCGGGGCAGAUUUGCUGAAGAAGAUUUCAAGAAUCCUUUACAACAUUGUUGUUCUGUUUAUUCCAUGGGAGAUGAGGAUUAAAAAGAUUGAAAGUCACUUUGGUUCAGGAGUGGCCUCUUACUUUAUAUUCCUGCGAUGGCUGUUUGGCAUCAAUAUUGUCCUCACUGUUAUGACUGGAGCAUUUAUUGUGUUGCCUGAGCUCCUGGCCGUCGCUCCGUUUGGUACGACCUGCAGAAAAACCAUUCCCAAGGAUCACCUUCCUUCCACACAAGACCUGGACACCAUCUGGUCACUAGGGGGUUAUCUUCAAUACGCUGUGCUGUUUUAUGGCUACUACGUAAAUGUGUGUAAAAUCGGCAGUGCUGGCUACAGACUACCCUUGGCCUAUUUUCUGGGAAUGGCUGUUUUUGCCUACAGUUUCAUCACUUUGUUAAGAAAAAUGGCUAAAAACUCCCACAUGAGUUUAGCUGGCGCUUCUGAUGAGAAUUACACCUUUUGUUGGCGUGUCAUCUGUGCGUGGGACUACCUGAUUGGGAACCUAGAGGCAGCCGAGAGUAAAGGGGCAGCCAUCAUCAAUAGCAUCAGGGAGGCCAUUGUAGAAGAGCAAGAGAAGAAGAAAUACACUAGCCUAGUGGUACUGAUCAGUUUGCGAAUUUUGGCCAUCAUUCUGGUGCUGCUCUCUCUGGCUGGCAGCAUCUACAUUAUCUACUUUGUGGUAGAUCGUUCUCAGAAACUGGAGCAAGAGAAACCAGAACUAACACUAUGGGAGAAGAAUAAGGUAAGUGUGGUGGUGUCUCUCAUCACAAUGAUCGCUCCUUCAGCUUUUGAGCUAGUAGCCCAGUUGGAGAUGUACCACCCCAGGACAAGUCUCCGCUUUCAGCUUGCUAGAGUACUGUUUAGAGUGUUGUACCUUGGAAACCUCUACAGUUUGAUUAUUGCUCUCCUGGACAAGGUCAAUAGUAUGAGCUCUGCUCUAACACAUCUACAGGCACCCGAGGGUGGUGAUAUCAAGUUGGAACAAGACAGUGACAUCACCAGUAUGGAGUCCUCAGAAUAG